Ilex paraguariensis (yerba mate) is the source of this 1365-nucleotide messenger RNA. The record is from the annotation of a GenBank genome assembly. Lineage: Eukaryota; Viridiplantae; Streptophyta; Magnoliopsida; Aquifoliales; Aquifoliaceae.
AUGUCCAGAAUUUCCCAACCCUUACAAUGCAGUUCGCAAUUAGAAGCUCUGGGAGAUAAAUUCAUCUGGUACGCACCACACAGUGGGUUCAGCAAUCAGUUAUCAGAGUUCAAGAACGCUAUUUUAAUGGCUGCCAUACUGAAUCGAACCCUAGUUAUCCCUCCUGUUCUGGAUCACCAUGCAGUUGCCCUCGGUAGUUGUCCAAAAUUUAGGGUUUUGAGCCCCAAAGACCUGAGGCUUUCGGUCCUUGGAAAAGCUGCUAAAUUUGCCCAAAUUAGGUAUAUAUCCAUGGCUGACAUAGUUGAUCUUUCAGAAUUGGUGUCUACUUCAGCAAUUAGGGUCAUAGAUUUUAGAGUUUUUGUAUCUAUGUGGUGUGGCAUGGAGAUAGACUGUGCUUACUCCGAAGACUCAGAAAAAGAAUUGUCUAUGUUUGAGAAUUUAAGACAAUGUGGAUCUCUGCUAUCUGGGAAUAAUGGUAACUGGAAUAAAUGUUUGUAUUCUGUAGAUGAAGAUUGCAGAACAACAGUGUGGACAUACCAAAAGAAUGAAGAUGGGGUAUUGGAUUCAUUCCAACCUGAUGAGCAACUCAAGAACAAGAAAAAUCUAUCAUUUGUUAGGAGACGUCAAGACAUAUAUAAAUCUCUGGGACCUGGUUCUGGAGCUGAAUCAGCCACUGUUCUGGCAUUUGGAAGCCUUUUCACAGCCCCAUAUAAGGGCUCUGAGUCGUACAUUGAUAUCCAUGAUGCACCAAGGGAUCCACACAUAGAAUAUUUAUUUAAGAAGAUUGAAUUUCUGCCAUUCGUCCCUGAAAUCAUGAGUGCAGGGAAGGAGUUUGCUCUUGAGACAGUUAAGGCUCCUUUUCUUUGUGCACAGCUUAGACUUUUGGAUGGGCAGUUCAAGAACCACUGGGAGGCUACGUUUCUGAGGUUAAAACAACAGUUAGAAUCUUUGAAACAAACUGGUCUGCAUCCAGUUCAUAUAUUUGUCAUGACUGAUCUUCCUAUAGGUAACUGGACUAGAAGUUACUUGGGAAAUUUAGUAAGAGAUUCAAAUGCUUUUAAGCUUUUUGUUCUGAGAGAAGAAGAUGAAUUGGUGAAAAGAACAGCGAAAAAACUUGUGGCUGCUGGAUAUGGCUUGAAAUUUGGGUUUGUUCCUGAGGGAUUUGAUGGGAUUGGGAAGCACUGCCAUCCUCCGUUAUUACCUGAUAUACUUCUGUAUAUAGAAGAAGCUGUUUGCAGCUGUGCUUCACUUGGUUUUGUAGGGACUGCUGGGUCAACCAUUGCUGAAAGUAUAGAGCUGAUGAGGAAAAAUGCUGCAUGUUUGUUUAAGAGCGCCCUGGCUGCAGAAAAGACACCAGCGGUUUAG